This is a messenger RNA of Clonostachys byssicola, 1056 nucleotides long. The record is from the annotation of a GenBank genome assembly. NCBI's taxonomy places the organism in Eukaryota, Fungi, Ascomycota, Sordariomycetes, Hypocreales, Bionectriaceae.
AUGUCUGUGCAGGAAGAUCCCUAUACCUCGGUGGAGGCCAUCCGAGAACUAGCAAACAUUGACCCUGAUAUGGCCAAAAUGCUCAAGGACGGCUCGGCAGGUGCUCUGGCAUCUAUGUCGUUCGAGGCAAUGGUACAGAUGUUUCGCCAACAUCCCCCACCCUCCAGCCCGCAGCUGAAAACCGAGUGGUCUCGCUACAUCAAGAUGCGUGAUGGUCACACUCACGAAAUCCGCGUAUACAAGCCGGAUGAUUUGGCAGAGGGCCCGUUGGUGGUCCUCAUAUAUGGAGGUGGCUUUUGCAUGGGGCACUACUCACAAUUUGGGCCUUAUUCUAGGGCUAUUGCAUCUCUGUAUGGUGCAACUGUUGUGAACAUCAGCUACCGCCUCGCUCCAGAGUUCAAGUUCCCGACGGCGCCUAAUGACGUGUGGGAUUCCAUCACAUGGUUGGUGGAACCAGAGAAUGCAAAAGAACUUGGUUUAAAUCUGAACAAGGGUUUUGUUGUGGGCGGGAUGUCGGCUGGAGCGAACCUCUCGGCAGUGUUCGCCCAGCAAUGGGUAUCCAGUGCCAAAUCGCCCUCGAUCGGUGGUGUAUGGCUGAACGUUCCGCUCCUCUUUGUUGACGAAAUCGUCCCCGACGAUCAGCGAGAGUUGUGGAUUUCUAAAGAGCAAAACGCCGAAGCUAUCAUCAUCAACAAAGAAGCGAUGGACUUUAUUCACAGCUCGUACAAUCCGGACGUCACCUCGCCCGACUUCUCUCCUGUCAACCAGCAGGGAGCACACACGGGGCUUCCACCAACCCUCGUCCAGGUCUGCGGUCAGGACCCGUUGAGGGACGAUGGCUUGAUCUACGAAAGGAUCUUGCGGAAGCAUGGCGUUAAGACCAAGCUGGAUGUAUACCCGGGUAUUCCCCAUGCAGCACCGUAUUUCUUUCCCACACUUCCCGUCGCAACCACGCACAACAUGGAUGUCUUGAAGGGGUUCGGGUGGUUGUUGGGAAAGGAAGCAAGCGAGGAGCAGUAUCAGGUAGCAUUGAAGACAAUGACAACGCCUGUGUAG